GUCUUGUGUGGCCAGCCGAGACCCAGAGAGGUAGUGGCGAACUGGCGAUGCCGAGGCGACUAGCGAGAGGAAGAGGUUUUCCGGCUCCUCUUGUUCAACCGAGGGAGGAUAAGAGGAGAGUGAGUGAGAGAGAGAGAGAGCUUCGACUGAGGUGAUGGAGCUUCUACGGAUACCACCAUCCCUACCGAUUCUUGGAGGAACAGUGUUUCCUUUGCUCAGACAGUACCGGGUCUAUGGAACACAUCAUUCCCUAACCUGGAGCAGCUUACAAACCACCGGGAGAAAGCAGAACCUGAAUGGGGGUCGGUCUGCGCAGUGUGCGACGAGUCACGGUGGAGCUUCUGUCUCACAUGCAAAUGGUGCUCCAAAGGAUUCGCCUUUGCCGGAUAGUUUGCUUCGUGAUGCUCGCAUCCUCUAUUGUGCAUCUCCUGCCAUGGGUCAUAACAAGGAAGCACAUCCAGAAUCAAACAAAAGAGUGCCAGCAAUAGUUGAUGCUCUCGAAAAAUUGGAGCUUACACCAAAGCAUCGGGGUUCACAGGUUCUUGAAAUCCAAAAUUUCUACCCUGCUUCACUUGAUGAUGUUGCACGAGUUCAUUCAAGAACAUACAUCACUGGACUUGAAAAGGCUAUCAGUAAGGUUUUGGAUGAAGGUUUGAUAUUCAUCGAAGGAACUGGACCAACAUAUGCUACACAGACUACUUUCGCAGAAUCACUUCUUUCAGCUGGUGCUGGAAUUACAUUGGUUGAUUCAGUGGUUGCAGCAUCAAAGCUGGGCCUAAGUCCACCUCUUGGAUUUGCGCUAAUAAGGCCACCCGGACACCAUGCUGUUCCUGAAGGUCCCAUGGGCUUUUGCGUCUUUGGGAACAUUGCAGUUGCAGCUCGGUACGCUCAGUGUCAACAUGGAUUGAAGCGAGUAAUGAUAAUAGAUUUUGAUGUUCACCAUGGCAAUGGCACAUGUGAUGCCUUUUAUGACGAUCCAGACAUCUUCUUCCUCUCAACCCACCAGCUAGGAAGCUAUCCCGGUACUGGUAAGAUGAAUCUAAUUGGUCAGGGCAGUGGCGAAGGAACAACGCUGAACCUGCCAUUGCCCGGUGGCUCAGGUGACUACUCAAUGAGGUGCGCCUUUGAUGAGGUCAUUGCUCCAUCUGCGCAGCGGUUCAAGCCCGAUAUCAUCCUCGUUUCAGCUGGCUACGACGCACACGCGCUGGACCCUCUAGCGGGUCUGCAGUUCACGACGGGCACGUUCUACAUGCUGGCGUCGAGCAUCAAGCAGCUGGCCAGGGAGCUGUGCAGCGGCCGCUGCGUCUUCUUCCUGGAAGGUGGUUACAACCUGCAGUCGCUCUCCAGCUCUGUGGCUGACACCUUCCGCGCGUUUCUCGACGAGCCCAGCCUCGCUGCUCAGUUCGACGACCCGGCAAUGUUGUACGAGGAGCCGACGCGGAGGAUCAAGGAGGCGAUCGAGAAGGUCAGGCAUCUUCACUCGCUCUAGGUUACGCGCCAGGAGAUGAGGUGUAGACUCUACUGCUUGCAGCGCACGCACCAUGAAAUCAGAUCACGUGUUGCAUUUGCAGGUUCAGAGAGUGGGUGUGUGUGUUUGAAACAUCUGCUUGCUGGUCAUACACACUUGGUUAACUGCUGUCAAAAGCAUUGAUUUAUUAGGGAUCCUACACACAUAAUACAGCUGUGUGUGCAACUGGGCCAUACAUAGAAUUGUGUGUGCGUGCGUGUGUGUGUAUUUAUUGUGGAUCAUGCGUGUAUAUAAUACUGCAUUUUGCCCUUCCAAACAAAAAUUACGUUAUCUA
Messenger RNA from Triticum aestivum (bread wheat), 1802 nucleotides. RefSeq names its product histone deacetylase 14. Bases 155 to 1489 code for a protein of 444 amino acids. Gene Ontology annotation, cellular component: cytoplasm; histone deacetylase complex. Gene Ontology annotation, biological process: epigenetic regulation of gene expression. Gene Ontology annotation, molecular function: histone deacetylase activity. Lineage: Eukaryota; Viridiplantae; Streptophyta; Magnoliopsida; Poales; Poaceae. The record is from RefSeq and is a predicted model, not a curated record. The transcript has 9 exons.